ACAAUUUCUUUUGUAGUCUGCAUUUUUUUAUUAGAUUAGAUUCGAGUAGAUGUCAACAAGAAGAAAAACUUUUGAAGCGGAUUUUUAUAUUGUUUCUUAUUCUUACAAUUCUGUUUUGAAAAUAUGUGGUACUUGACGUCUGAAAAUGAUCAUCGAGUUUUGUAUAUUAGCUCAUCAACGAAUCAGUUAGUAAUAGGAAGAAGUGUUGAUAACCAAGUAUGUAACUUUGCUAUCCCGGAUGAUCCCUCAAUAAGUAGAAAGCAUGCAACCCUGACGGUGAUGAAUAAUGGUUUGAUUUUGCAAGACCUGGGCUCAAGAUACGGAACUUUUAUAAACACAGAAAAAGCCGAAGUUAACACUAACAUUGAAUUGAAUGCAAAUGAUAUUAUAAAGUUUGGUAAGAUGAAUAGUGUUUGGAAAGCGAAUUUUAUUAAUCUUAUAACAUGUUCAUCUACUCUCAAAGGAGAAAAUCUUCAGAAUUUGAAGUUAACCCUAUCAAAAAUAGGUGGCAUGUUGAAAGCAGAUUGGGAUGACACUUGUAAUUUUCUGACUAUGCCGGCUAUUACCCUGACUAUUAAGGUUGUAUUGGCUUUGGUGCAAGGUUCUCACAUUGUCACUGUAGAGUAUUGGAACAAAAGUCUCGAACAUGUUACUAACUUAAAUGCCUUACCAGACCCUCAAGACUAUCUACCUCAAGUUGUGGAAUCUACGCUUAAUAAAGAAGUUGUAUCAUUUUUGCCAGACAAUAGACGUAAAACAUUAUUUAGUGGUAAGAAGUUUAUUUUCUUCUCUAGAAGACAAUAUGAGAUGUAUAAAACUGUUUUGAUAAAAGGUGGUGCCUCACCAAUGCUUUUGAGUGAGUGUAGAAUGACCAUUUCAAUGCUUUGCGCUAAUGAUAUAAUAGUUAUACAGUAUAUUCCAACUGGAGCCACUCAGGAGACACAGUCUCAAAGGAAAACAAUCAAUGACAUUGUGACCCAAUUAAAAAACAGAGGCAAAAGAGUGAUUGCAGAUGCUGAGAUUGGUUUAGCAAUACUAUAUUGUUCUAUGGAAAAAUAUUGUAAUCCUAACUUUAGUUUCACAUCAGAAGUAGUCAAGCAAACACCAGUACCUGCAAAACCUUCAAAGGUAUUGGCUCAGGAAUCCCAAGAACCCAUGUCUCAACAGAAAAAGGAAAAUAUAAGAAUAGAUGAAAGUUCAAUGUCUCAAGAAAGCUAUGAAAAACAUUCAAAUAAAAGAAAAUUGAGUGAAUUCACAAGUGACUUCCAAGUAAAUCCUAAUAAAAAAGUUGCUGUUACUUCUUUGCCUCUUAGUGUUGUAAAUGAGAGAACCAAAAGAAGACUCUCAGGAAAUGAUGAUAAGAUUUCAAACCCAUCCAAGAAACAAGCAUUAGAGAAAGACAAUAAUACUGAAACAAUAAACCAGUCUGAGCAGGACAAUGAGAAUAACGGUGAGAUGUUUAAUUUUGUCAGACCAGCAUCAAAUAACAGUGGUGCUGAUACUAAAAAGAAGCUCAAUUUAGCCAGACCACAGAAAAGAAAAUUAAAUAAUUUGAAUGAAGAUGGGGACUUGUUCAAUUUUGUCCAAAGUGAAGUUCAAACUAAUGACAUUGAAGGUGACACUCAUACAUCAAAACAAAGCCUUUUCAGCAAUAAUAAAAAGAAAAAGGAUGAAAGUGCGGAUACAUCUCUAGAUACUUCGACUGCACCAAAAACUGAAGGUGUCUCAGCAAAUGACAUAUUAGCAAUGAGAGGAUCAAAAUUGAAAGAAUUAAUGGAGCGUAAUAAUAUGACAUGUAAUUCAAAUACAGUGAAUACUGUGAAGAAAGAGAAAUCUGAAGACUUGGAGGAGCAGAUGAACAAACUUGAUUUAUGUUGUACUAUUGUCACUACUUGCGAUAAUUUGAUUGUUAAAAGGGACCCAGUAAAUGUCACUGAAAAUAAUCUCACUAGGAAUGAUUCUCAGAAGAACUUUAAGAAAUUCAAGAAAGUAUGGCCUGUGAAGAGGCAAGUGACUAUAAUCCAUUCUGCUUCAAUGAGCUUCAGUAACAAUACAGUUGCCUAAUUAAUACAUAGUUACAAAUAAGAAAUUUCUUUUUAUAAUUUUAAUUAUGUUUUAUUCAAGUAAUAUGUUAUUUUUACAAGUAUGUAAAGAAAAAUAAAUGUUAUUGAUCUAAU
Molecule: messenger RNA, 2177 nt
Organism: Helicoverpa zea (corn earworm)
Lineage: Eukaryota; Metazoa; Arthropoda; Insecta; Lepidoptera; Noctuidae
Gene: nbs
Product: nibrin
Exons: 1
Coding region: 124-2064 (646 amino acids)
Biological process (GO): double-strand break repair via homologous recombination; mitotic G2 DNA damage checkpoint signaling
Cellular component (GO): Mre11 complex
Molecular function (GO): damaged DNA binding; protein binding
Source: RefSeq, a predicted model, not a curated record